AUGGCUGCUCACAGAUUGCAACGCUACGCUGUAUUUUUAUCAGGUUAUUCGUAUAAAAUAGAAUUCAUUAAAGGGAUUGACAAUGGUAAUGCGGACGCAUUAUCUAGAUUGCCAGUAAGUGGAACAGAUUCUAUUAAUGAUGUUGAAUGUGAUAAAUUUUAUAUUAAUCUGAUUACUACCAAUGUCAAAACGAUUGUAGAUUUGGACAUUUGUAUGGAAGUAAAAAAAGAUAAAAUAUUGAGAGAAGUGAAGGAGCUUACUGUUGAACAAGGGUGUCUCCUUUGGGGCCAUAGAUUAGUCAUUCCAAAUAAGUUCAGACAAGAAUUGUUGAAUGAGUUACAUCACACUCAUAUGGGUAUAGUGAAAAUGAAAUCUUUAGCUAGGUCAUAUAUUUGGUGGACAGGCAUUGACAAUGAUAUUGAGAAUAUGACUAAAAGUUGUACUUCAUGUUUAGCUAACAGUAACAACCCACCUAAGAGUAUUCUACAUAGUUGGCCUUGGCCUGAGGGCCAUUCAAAACGGGUACACUUAGACUUUUUGGGACCAGUAGAUGGCAGGAUGUUUGUUAUUUUAAUUUAUGCUUAUUCGAAAUGGGUUUUUGUGAGAUAUAUGCCUAAUAUCACUACUGCAAUGACUAUUAAAAUAUUAAAGGAGUAUUUUUCGUUAUGGGGCAUUCCUGAAAAAUUGGUUACAGACAAUGGAUCUUCUCUACGUUCUACCGAGAUGAGUGAAUUCCUUAGCAAAAAUGGUGUAUUUCAUAUUAGAACCCCACCAUACAACCCUUCUUCGAAUGGGGCAGCGGAGAAUACAGUUAAAACUUUUAAACAAUUCUUAAAGAAAUGUGCUAAAAAUACUGACAUGGAUACUAAUAUUUGUAAUUUUGUUUUAUCAUAUAAUAGUACUAAACAUUGUGCGACUGGAGUUAGCCCAGCGGAGUUGCAUUUAGGCAGGCCUUUAAAUACAUCACUUGAUAGAUUAGUACCUUUUGCUAAACAUAAAUAUAAUAAAAGUUUGGAAAAUGCUAAAAAGAAUUAUAGAGGGGGUAGAGUUAAGAGUUAUGAAGUUGGAGAUAGCAUAAUGUGUAAGAAUUAUAGCCCAGGAAAUAAGUGGAUACCGGGUAAUGUGUGGAAAAAAUUAUCACCGGUAACUUACUUAAUUAAAACUUUAGAUAAUAAUGUUGUGAAGAGACAUCUAAAUCAAAUAAUUGACAGGCAGUGUAAGAAUCCUAGUGGUCAAAUAGAACAAACAGUAUUAUUAAAUCAGUUACCGUAUAGUGAGGAGGAUGAUAAGGCAGAAAAAUCUAUUGAGGAGAGAACUAUUGGUAGUGAGGAGGUCUUACAUGAACAAGAUGAGAAUGAUGAUAAUAUAGGAUGUGAGAAUUUGGUUAGGAAGAGUGGCAGAGUAAUUAAAGCACCUAAUCGUUUAGAUUUAUAA
Messenger RNA from Myzus persicae (green peach aphid), 1434 nucleotides. RefSeq lists its product as uncharacterized. The transcript has 2 exons. Gene Ontology annotation, molecular function: nucleic acid binding. Gene Ontology annotation, biological process: DNA integration. NCBI's taxonomy places the organism in Eukaryota, Metazoa, Arthropoda, Insecta, Hemiptera, Aphididae. The record is from RefSeq and is a predicted model, not a curated record. Bases 1 to 1434 code for a protein of 477 amino acids.